AUGCACCCUAACUCAAAGAUAGAAAAGGGUGAAAUUGAGAAAGAUGUUGAUGAGACUAAUUAUAGAGGAAUGAUCGAAUCUCUUAUGUACCUAACUUCCUCUACACCUGAUAUUGUGCAAAGUGUUGGAAUGUAUUUAAGAUUCCAAUCAAAACCGAAAGAAUCACAUCUUUCUGCAGAUAAAAGGAUUAUUAGAUAUGUUCAUAGCACAUCCAAUUUUGGUUUAUGGUAUCCUAAAACUAAUAAGUUUUCUGCAGUUGGUUAUUGUGAUGCAGACUUUGCCGGAGAUAAAGCAGAUAGAAGAAGUUGGUAUGAGACAAUUCUGGCAAAUGAAGAACCAUCAUCCUGA
Messenger RNA from Arachis ipaensis, 348 nucleotides. The record is from RefSeq and is a predicted model, not a curated record. NCBI's taxonomy places the organism in Eukaryota, Viridiplantae, Streptophyta, Magnoliopsida, Fabales, Fabaceae.